Molecule: messenger RNA, 581 nt
Organism: Drosophila elegans
Lineage: Eukaryota; Metazoa; Arthropoda; Insecta; Diptera; Drosophilidae
Exons: 2
Coding region: 110-505 (131 amino acids)
Source: RefSeq, a predicted model, not a curated record
CUUGUCACAAGCCUUUCAUUAUUUUUUGUUUACAAUUUGGAACUAUAAAUUGUCUUUAAUUGAAAUAAUAUUAAUUGUUACCUCCAACAACAGCCUAAAAUCAAAAGAAAUGGGUAUUUCAACAUGUAACAGCAUUUGCUCCGAAAAACGUACGCCAGUUCGGGUGAUUGUGGGACGAACCCGGGAUAGUGUGACUGAUAUCUUCACUAAGUACCGCCGGAAGCUGGGCGAUGGGGCCCGUCAAGCGGUGGAAAGGGCCAGAAGUCGACACCGCGAUAACCUAAUCAUGCAACCCAGGUCGCAAUGUAUGAUCGAAGAAUACCGAUUACGUAAAAGCAUUGGCUGCGAAGAGAUUGCAACUGGCUUUCUUUUGCUGAUGAUCCUGCUUAUGUUGUUGCUGGGACUUUACCUGGUCAGAAGGUAUAAUCAUACCUUUGCCUACGGAUCAGGCGGGUGCCUAUCGACGAUUUUUUGGACAUACGAAGAAUGUAUUAUAGUGACCUAGGACAAAUCAUUUCAUUUUUUUACGCUGUUUAUUUGAUUGUGGCGAAUAAAGUGCCCUCCAAUACCUGAACCUCCUA